Messenger RNA from Monopterus albus (swamp eel), 879 nucleotides. RefSeq names its product up-regulator of cell proliferation-like. The transcript is spliced from 4 exons. NCBI's taxonomy places the organism in Eukaryota, Metazoa, Chordata, Actinopteri, Synbranchiformes, Synbranchidae. Bases 1 to 879 code for a protein of 292 amino acids. Gene Ontology annotation, molecular function: protein binding. The record is from RefSeq and is a predicted model, not a curated record.
AUGAAUAUAUUUCCAUACACUGAGCCCAGCCCUCCUUCUCAGAUUACAGUCUGUCAGGCCAGCAGCACAUCACUGUCUCUGCAGUGGGACACUCCUCCUGGUGAGGUGGAGAGCUACAUUGCGACUUGUUGCAGUGAAGGAGAAAUUUUGCAAAAGCUGACAACAGACACAAACAGCCUGACCUUCAGCAACCUGAGGUCAAGGGUGUGUUACUCUCUCCAGGUUUCUGCACAACUGAAGAAUGGAAGAGUGAGCAAGCCGACUGUAACAUCUGCCCACACAAAAACACAACUGGAGAGCUUGUUGGAGGAUCUGGGUUUGGAGCAGCACUACACAGAGAAGCUGUCCCUGGGCAAAAUACUUCAGAUUGAUGAGAAGACCACAAAUGACGAAGCUGCCAAACGGAAUUCAGAUCUUCCAUGGUAUUUUCUGAAGAAACUAAUGAUGGUAAAUGUGACAGCCAGGAAUGUGAAAUGUACAUCAGAGUGUGAACCAGACAGCAAUGUUAAGUCAGGAAGUGUAGAGUUAGACUGGGAUAAUCUCCUCCACAGUCCAAACUCAGGUGACACACUAAACCCCCUCGACAUAAUCACUGCUCUGUUUCUGUGUUCUGAUGGUUUUGUACAACAGGAAAUGAUGCUCAAAAUGUCGAUGUGCCAGUUUUCUGUGCCUUUGCUGCUUCCAAAUUGUAACACAAAACAGUGCACACUCAUGCUGUGGGCCAUGAGAGACAUUGUUAAAAAGUACAGACCUCAGUCACUGUCAGAAUCCAAGGGCUUUAUUGAAGACAGAGUCGUUCUCUCUGAGCUUCCCAUGGUGUCCUUUGUGAGACUGGGUGAGUGCUCCUUGUCCAAGGGAGUCGUGCAUGUGAACUGUUAA